This is a messenger RNA of Rana temporaria (common frog), 3012 nucleotides long. RefSeq names its product keratin, type I cytoskeletal 19-like. Gene Ontology annotation, molecular function: structural molecule activity. The transcript has 8 exons. The record is from RefSeq and is a predicted model, not a curated record. The coding region runs from base 54 to 1697 and encodes 547 amino acids. NCBI's taxonomy places the organism in Eukaryota, Metazoa, Chordata, Amphibia, Anura, Ranidae.
UCCAUUUAGAAACACAUACUUGUAGGUCUUCUGUACCACUCACAUUCUUCAUCAUGAGUUACGGUGGUCACUCCUCUGCUGGAUCACACCAUGGAAGCUGCCAUGUUGGAAGUUAUCUGUCAAAGAUCCCAAGCCACACAUAUGGUGUUCCUCAUGGGGGAUCUUCAAUUAGCCAUCAUGGAGGAUCCCACUCUUCUCACCACCAUGGUGGAUCUCAUGCUUCUUAUCACGGAGCAUCCCACGCUUCUCAUCACCAUGGGGGUUCUCAUGCUUCUCAUCAUGGAGGAUCCCAUAAUUUACAUCAUGGAGGUUCCCAUAUUUCUCAUCACCACGGGGGUUCUCAUGCUUCUCAUCAUGGAGGAUGCCAUAAUUUACAUCAUGGAGGUUCCCAUACUUCCCAUCAUGGAGGCUCCCACAGAUUCCAUUCUACAGGUUCUCAUAGUUCUCAUCAUAGAGGAUCCCAUGCCACCCACCAUGGAAGUUUCCAUAAAGUCCAUCAUAGUAAUCACUAUAGAGCCCCCAGUGUACAUGGAGGAUCAGGAGGCAAAGGAAUCUCCAUAUCCAAGCACAUUCAUGGAGGUGCUCACAGCAGCAGCCAUAAAAGUCAUCAUGGUUUGUUCAAUGUCAACGGGAAGGAAACCAUGCAUCAUUUAAAUGAUCGCUUGGCCUCCUACCUGGACAAAGUCGGCUCCCUAGAGCAACAGAACGCCCAGCUUGAAAGGAAUAUCCGGGAGUGGUAUGAGAGGAAUCAGCCCAGCACUUUACCUGACUACAGCUGCUUCUUCAGAAUCAUUCAAGAGCUUCAAGGCCAGAUUUCCUCAACUUCUGUGGAAAAUGCCAGAAUUGUAUUACAAAUAGACAACGCUCGUCUAGCAGCAGAUGACUUCAGAAACAAGUAUGAAAUGGAACGCCAACUGGCAAGCAGUGUUGAGGCUGAUGUGAAUGGACUUCGAAUACUCCUGGAAGAACUUAACAGGGAAAUAUGUCAGCUACAGGCACAAGUAGAAAACCUUCAGGAGGAACUGCAGCUAAUGAAGAGGAAUCAUGGGGAGGAAGUCAACGCUUUGCAAGCUCAGUUGGGUGCCAGGGUCAAUGUGGAAAUGGAUGCUGCUCCAUCGACUGAUCUGAAUAGAACCUUGUUUGAGAUCAGAGAGCAGUAUGAGAAUCUAAUGGAGCGGAAUCUUAGAGAGGUGGAAACUAUUUUCCGACAACGGACUGAGGAACUGAAUCGUGAAGUUGCUUCUGGUUCUGAACAACUCCAGUCUGUACAAACUGAAGUCAUUGACUUGAGACGUACCAUCCAAACCUUGGAGAUCGAACUGCAAAGCCAGCUCAGCUUGAAAUCAGCUCUAGAAAACACCUUGGCAGAGACAGAAGCCACAUUUGGGGCUCAACUUGUCCAAUUACAAUGUUUGAUCAACAAUGUAGAGUCCCAGCUGGCCCAGAUCCGAUCUGACCUGGAACGUCAGAAUCAGGAAUACACGAUCCUAAUGGACCAAAAGACUCACCUGGAGAUGGAGAUCGCCACCUAUAAGCGCCUAUUGGAGGGUCAUGAUAUCCACACUUCAAGUCAAAGUUUUCUAGGAGACAGCCAUGGAUCUCACCACACAGUGAAAGUUCACCAUGUGGCUAGCCCCUCUCAUCAUCAACAUCAUCAAAGUCAUCAUCAGCAUCAUAAUCACCAUAAUGUUUGCUAAUGUGUUUCUGACUCUUCUGGAGAACCCUGUGGAUUAUCCUAUCUCUAGAAAGUCUUUUGGUGUCUUCCUCUGUUUUCUUCUUAUGUGGCCUUCAGUAUCUGCUUUACCUAGGCAAAACUUGGCAUGAGACAUGAACUAGAUCCACCAGGAUACAAAGUAGAUACAACUGAAAUUAUGCAAGGUUUAGGAUUAGUUAGAUACAGUAUCUGUUCAUCUUUAGAGGUUGGUGGUAAACUAUUCAAGAUUACCUAAAUUGUAAGUUAAUGAUGUUAAGCUACGUGUUACAAAAAGUAUGGAGUUCAGGUCUUUGAACACUUUUAAAGAUCCCAAAUGAAAGAAGAUAUUUUUGUGUACCCAACAUUAUUUAGAGGUUUACAUUAUGCUAGAGCAUAAGAUAUGACUUUUUCAUUCACUUUUUUCUUGGAGCACUUUCAAUACUUUUAGGGCCCAGGCCCAUUCAUCACAAUAAUGUGCAGAUGUUGUGCCAACAUGUAGUGCAAUGUGCUGCAAUGCUAUUUAUUGUGCAACGGCAUUGAAUGCCAUCCAAAUGCACAAACCGAAUGCUACUAUGCUAUAGUAUGAUGCAGUACACCACAUGGUACAAUAGGGGUUACGUUUUAGUGCUUUGGAGAAUCAAUAGAGUGCCUGGGACCUAUUCAGAACAAAUUACCUGUAGUAAUGGAGUUUACCACAAUGCCCUAAAAGUAAGUUUUGGUGAAUGUGCUCCUGUAACACUUUCAAGCGUAAAAAGGCCCCUAUGGUACAUAUAGUUGCAAUGCAGUUUGCUUCACUCAGAAGAAGUGUGUUGUUCCAUUAUACGUAAUUUUGAAUUACAAUGAUCAUAUGCAAAAUGAGUUAGAAUAUGAACCAGUCUGAUCAGUAUAGAAUAUAAUAUGAAUUUUUGCUAAAUUCUCCUUCGCAAUGUAGUUUCCUAUUAAAAAGACCAAAAAAAAGGAUGUGCCUAUAGUAUGUGAAUGCACAUAUAAAACACGUGCUUAAUUCAAGUGGAACUCUAGUUUUCUGUUGUAACUUUUUUUUAUUUUUUAUUUUUAACAUAAUCCUGUGCAGAUUAAAUUUAUUAUAAAGAAUCGGUUUCAUAAUAAUAUAUUUUAAAAUAUGAAUAAAAUAUGCAUAUUAUAUUGUGGUGGACAAACUAAGCCCUAGAUUCUGGUUAUUUUGAAUGUUUUAGGAUUAUUGUGACUAUAUAUAUAUUCUGGUGUACUACUGCAGCAAUCUGGUGGAUUUUGAUCAUCAUUCUCUUGUCCUUGUCACCUACUAAUUUUUCAAUAAAACAAAUCCUAUCUUGUUCAUGCAA